AUAAAUACACAGUUUGGAAAGGUACAAUGGCGGCCAUGCCCUAUCAAUUACCAAGUGCUUUUGUAAGAUAUUGGUCGCAUGCAACACCGGAGUUGCCUCGGACUGAGGCCGACAGAAAUAUAAGGAGACAGGUGUCAUUGUUUGGAGUGGACGAUCUAAGUCAGAGCGGGGUAGAAACAACAGUAGCAGUUGCGUUGUGUACUGUGAGGGGUGGGAGAGAAUUUACGGUCCCUAACAGAACAGGUUUGCUGAAAACACAGAUCACCGUUAUCUGUCAGCAGCCGCAGAGGAUCAAGAGUGAUCAGAAGAUAAAGACCCCACCGGCCGGUUUUCUUUGUUCUCCGAGAUCGGACGGAUAAGUCACAGGCUUCCCGACAAUGUCCGUUGCUAAGGGAGGCAAGAAGCGGGUUACCCGGAUUGCCGUGCCGUCAGGUGCCGACUCCGACGGGUACUCUAGCGGGGGCGAGGGCACUCCGAAGCCAGGGCGCCGCAAGAAGUUCCUCCAAGUUCCCGACGGCGCAACUCCCUCCCUCCGGGGCGGCUACGACCCAGGAAGCAUGGACGAAGUCAUGUCAACAGUCGGCGGGAGCGAGCACUCCUUCGCACUCCACGGCUCAAAUCGGAAGGUACAGUACGAGAACACUUACAAGAUGGAACCUGACUUUAAGUUUCAGUCCCACCUUAUCGAAGGACCUGCUAGGGAUAUUCUUGAGACACAUCUCAAGGAUCAGCCCUACGAUGCCGCGACGUGCCGAACGCAGGCGCAAGACCUGGCGGGAAAGAUCAUGGACGCGACGAAAAACCUGAACAUCAAACGUUACAAACUGGUGACCAUCGUCAGCAUAGGGAGCUUAAAGGAGCGGCCCGGCAUGCACUUCGGGAGCAGGUGUCUGUGGAACGACAAGACAGACUCCUUCACAACGGUCAAGUACACCAACGGAUCUCUGUUCGCUGUUGCUAUGAUCUACGGACUGUAUUUUGAGUAGAGCAAAGGACAACACCUACACAACCGUCCGUCAGAAACCGUUAGCAGAACUGGGUUGACAGUACGCAAACUGUGUUGACAUUUCCAGUCCGAUAUUCACAACGAUACGUGUCUUGAACUGACAUCCCUUCUAUAGUUAUUUUGGGGUCGAUUUUUGUUGGAUUCGUGUUGGAAAGUUACGUCUUCGUGUAUCUACAGAACUUGCUCCGUGAAGGUAUUGUGAGAAUAUUGAUAGAAACCGUCUGAUAUUUGCGUUAGAAAUGUAGAUAAGUCAAUAGAAUCAUGGCAAAUGAAUUGUAAAUUAGACAUGUAAAGUUUACCCUUCAAUCAUGCUGCAUUUUAAGUGUUUCUACCCUAAUGCUGUAUAGCUAUAGCAAGUAACUGUAUAAAAUGAAUGGAGUCUAUGGAAGAAACGAGUCGAAAAUACGUUGCUGUAGGUUGAAAGGGUGUUUUUUGUUGCCGGUAGUUCAAACAACACAGGUCUGACCUCAGGUAGACUCGUGUUACUGCGACACAAAUAUUUGUACCGCUAAACCACACAAUCAAAUUAAACAGCCCCACUAUUUGCUUCGCCUACUUGUGCUAAGAACAAUUUACUCGUAGCGGAAUGACGUUUUUACAUAGUUUGGAGAGGGAUAUUAUUCUUUGUAAUGCCACUUUAAUAAGUGUCAAGAUGCUGUGGAUUAAAUGGCUAGGAUACGAGUACCAAAGUUGGGCAUUUUGUACUCUUCAGAGGUUCGGAUCCGGCUGUUUUUGGAUGUGUUUCUGAAGAACCGUCUCUGAACUUUAAGUCAAGCUUUCUUAUUUUCGUGUUUCCUCCAUGGCUUUUGGUCUGCGGACAUAAAGAAAACGGGACAAAUAGAAUUCCCGAGUCUACACGCAUCAAGAAACAGCCGGAGCCAAACCUCUGCUUGAAGAUCAGCACUCUGUACAAUCGCUGGAUCGUUUAACGUUGUACAUGUGAACUGUAACGUUGUUUACAAAGCGUGGGGCUAAAAAGGCAGUCUUGAAUACACGACUGUGCGGUGGGCACACUCUGACUACAUUAGUCAUUCGGUCAGGCGAUUAUUCAUUUGUUUGCUUACUGUUUCAAUGUUGAUAUGAAUGGCUGCAGAUACGUGUUCAAAGAUCCAUAUCAAUGUAUGUACUAGUGGUAUAAGUUUGAAUAAAUGUUGCAGUUACUUUGUCCUGA
Branchiostoma floridae (Florida lancelet) is the source of this 2177-nucleotide messenger RNA. Its product is annotated as tctex1 domain-containing protein 1-like. Lineage: Eukaryota; Metazoa; Chordata; Leptocardii; Amphioxiformes; Branchiostomatidae. The coding region runs from base 378 to 986 and encodes 202 amino acids. Gene Ontology annotation, cellular component: cytoplasmic dynein complex; cytoplasm. Gene Ontology annotation, molecular function: dynein intermediate chain binding. The transcript has a single exon. The record is from RefSeq and is a predicted model, not a curated record. Gene Ontology annotation, biological process: microtubule-based movement.